Molecule: messenger RNA, 1204 nt
Organism: Asparagus officinalis (garden asparagus)
Lineage: Eukaryota; Viridiplantae; Streptophyta; Magnoliopsida; Asparagales; Asparagaceae
Product: pentatricopeptide repeat-containing protein At1g50270-like
Exons: 1
Coding region: 65-1204 (379 amino acids)
Biological process (GO): RNA modification
Molecular function (GO): protein binding; RNA binding
Source: RefSeq, a predicted model, not a curated record
UAUUACCAAAUCAAAAAAAAAAAAAAAAAAGCACAAACCAAAUGCUCCUCUUUAAACUACCAGCAUGUGCAACAAAACCCUCACUAUUCUCCGCUCUCAUCAAGAGCACCCCAUUAACAAAUACCUUCACUUGCUUCGACAAGGACUCUCCCCUAAUCAGCACACGUACCCAUCACUCCUCAAAUCCCUCUCCACCUCCCAAACCCAGCACCCAUCUCAAGUCCAUUCUCACAUUUUCAAAUUCGGGUUUGAUUCGGACACGUUCAUUAGCAACUCUCUGCUCUCAAGCUAUUCUAAAUUUGGUGAUCUGGCCAAUGCCCAUCAGCUGUUCGAUGAAAUGCGUCAGAGAGAUUCCAUCUCUUGGACCUCUAUGAUUCGUGGGUGUGUGAAGAAUGGUAUGCCCAAUGAUGGGCUACGCUUGUUUUAUGAGAUGAGGAGUUUCGGUGUCGAAAUUGACGGGGUGAUCGUCGUGAGUGUUCUCAAUGGGUGUGGAAUGGUUGGAAAUGUUCGCUUGGGCCAAUGUGUUCAUGGCUCGUAUGUAGAAUGUGGGAGAGUGAGGUGGGAUUUAUAUAUAGCAAGUGCCUUAAUUGAUAUGUAUGCUAAAUGCGGUGAUUGUGAUGGUGCGAGAAGAGUGUUUGAUGAAAUGCCCUGUAGAAAUGUUGUCUCGUGGACUUCGUUGGUCUCUGGGUACAUACAAUGCGCAAGGUUUCAAGACUCUGUGUUGGUCUUUAAUGGCAUGCUUUUUGAAGGUCUUGAACCGAAUCUGAUGACGUUGACUAGCGUUCUGACUGCAUGUGGUCAUCUAGGAGCAUUGGAACAAGGGAGAUGGGUUCAUCGUUACAUCAACAGGAACGGUCUGGUAUUGAAUUCUAUUGUUGGGACGGCAUUGAUUGAUAUGUAUGCAAAGUGUGGAUGCAUAGAUGAUGCUUUCAAAGUUUUUAACGGUUUGUCACAGAAAAAUGUAUACACAUGGACUGCCUUGAUCAAUGGUUUGGCGAUGCACGGGCUUCCAUUCCAAGCUUUGGAUCUGUUCUCUCGCAUGUUGAAGGAAGGAAUUAGACCAAAUGGUGUCACAUUCUUAGCUGUUCUAUGUGCAUGUUCCCAUGGGGGUCUUGUGGAUCAAGGGAAAAUGUACUUCAAUCAAAUGCUUGAACAUUAUGAGAUCAAACCAAAAUUAGAGCACAUAAUGAAGCUUUGGAGCUAA